Molecule: messenger RNA, 760 nt
Organism: Aegilops tauschii subsp. strangulata
Lineage: Eukaryota; Viridiplantae; Streptophyta; Magnoliopsida; Poales; Poaceae
Source: RefSeq, a predicted model, not a curated record
GUGGAUCCAUGUGAAGCAUCUAGCCUCACAAAUCCGUGUCUCUUAGCAUAGUUGCUCGGUGGGCAUUGCUCGAGGCAGUGGGGCGCCUAUGGCUAGUAGGGAACUGUGUAACGUUCGAAAGCCCACUCUACAAGCAGCUUCCUCCUCAAUAUCAGUUGGUGAAGGAGUGAAAGAGUGCAUUUCAGCAGUCGGCCAGGAGCACAAAGGCUUCGAAGGACUCCUGCAGGGCGGCGAUGAUUCUGGAGACAAGACCGUUCGCCUGGAAGGACUUACGAUAUCGAUGACAUGCUUUGCAAAAAUUGCUGUUGGGUCUGAUAAGGAAACUAAAAGCUACGAGCUUAAGAUGACCAGCGACAGCGACACAGUCGGUGCGCCAUUACUGGAAUGGCAUCCUAAGCCAAACGAGGGACCAAUCAACCUUCUCAAAAUGACACGAGAAACCACACCGGCUGCCAUUCCUCAAAAUACACUGGCUAAUGCCCUAUGUGAUGUUAUGCAUCAUGUUAAGAGGAAGAUGACAGGAGUUGGAGUCCAAGAAACCAAAGAAAACAAAAAGGCCAAAAAGAGCAGCCCACAUCGAGCAGCAGGUAGCAAAUAACUGGAAGGCAUAGAAAGUUUCAAACUUUGUGUAUGUCCCCCUUUACAUUCCUGCUAAUAAGGAGUGCACGAUCUCGUGGCAAAGGCAGAAAACUCAUAAUGGCCAACUCCAUUUCUAAAUUAAAUUUGUAAUUUAAAACAAAGGGGAUGUAAAAUGAUGCUU